Engraulis encrasicolus (European anchovy) is the source of this 3901-nucleotide messenger RNA. It is a transcript of the gene slc25a47b, whose product is annotated as solute carrier family 25 member 47b. Gene Ontology annotation, cellular component: mitochondrion. The record is from RefSeq and is a predicted model, not a curated record. The transcript has 6 exons. Gene Ontology annotation, biological process: transport. Bases 269 to 1141 code for a protein of 290 amino acids. Gene Ontology annotation, molecular function: transmembrane transporter activity. NCBI's taxonomy places the organism in Eukaryota, Metazoa, Chordata, Actinopteri, Clupeiformes, Engraulidae.
UGAUUGAGGGUCGAACAGUGUGUUCCCAGGCUUCGUGGUGGUGUGCUGUAGCUGAUCCACUCAAUUUUAGUGUAAUCAGGAUAACCAUGGACACAUGUGAUGAUAGUGGUGUGACUUUUGACAUGAUCUCGGCGCUGAAUUAGCUUGCGUUGCUAGCCCGGUGUGUCGGUCUGUCUGCCUUCCCCGUGCCUGUUCUGACUGUUCUGUUCCAUGUUAGCAAUGGUCAGCAACUAUAUCAACAAAGGGUGGUAGAGAUCGGUAAAGCACGAUGUCCUUGGUGGAUUUCAUCGGUGGCUCGGUUGGGGGGGCCUGUGGAAUAGCGGUGGGAUAUCCGCUGGAUACCGUGAAGGUGAGGCUGCAAACACAGCGAAGAUAUACAGGUGUCUGGCACUGCAUUCUGUCCACGGGCAAAGAGGAAGGGAUCAGGGGCUUUUAUAAAGGUAUGUCGAUGCCUGUCACUACGGUGUCGGUAAGCUCUUCGGUGGUUUUUGGUGUGUACAGAAACGCUCUCAAGGGCUUCCGCCAGCUGAGACACGCGGCUCCAGAGGCGCCCCCUGCCAAACUCGAAAUCUUCCUGUCGGGGAUGUCCGGUGGAGUUGCUCAGGUUUCAGUGAUGGCCCCAGCUGACAUUGUAAAAGUGCGACUUCAGUGUCAGCGAGAGAAGAUUACAGAGCAGCAGGUAAAGCCCAAGUAUCGGGGCCCAAUCCACUGCCUGUUCACCAUAGCCCGUGAGGAAGGUGUCUUGGGGCUCUACAAGGGGGCUGGAGCCCUGGCUUUACGAGAUGGACCCUCAUUCGCCACCUACUUCCUCACCUACAACACCCUCUGUGAUUGGCUGACUCCAGACAAGCAGAACAAGCCAGAGUGGAAGGUGAUUUUGUUUGCUGGCGGGGUAUCUGGGAUGUGCGGAUGGUGCUUCGGGACUCCAAUGGACGUGAUCAAAGCCCGUCUGCAGAUGGAUGGCCUGGGGAAGAGGAGAUACAGGGGCUUUUUUCACUGCAUCCUGGACAGCGUGCGCACCGAGGGACCAAGGGUACUCUUCAGAGGCCUGUCGCUGAACUGCAUUCGUGCCUUCCCAACCAAUAUGUCCGUGUUUGCCAUGUACGAGUUGGUAGUGCGGCUCUUGCGACCAGACUCUUAACCCUUCACAAGACUGAGUGUCAAAAAGGAAUAGUUGACCUGGAGAAGUCUAAGCAGGUGCUUUAUCGACUAACCCAGGUAAGUGAUAAACAUUGUGGAAAAGUUAAUGAUAAUUCUUAAUUAAACCACUUCCCUUGAGGUAAUUCACACUUACCUGGUUCCUACCAGACCUGUGUGUUGAGCUCUGAAGCCCCCUGGUGGCACUCAACACACAUGGAGGUCUGGGAGAAUGUAGCAGAAUUCCAUUUCUGGACUCAAAAAAUAAUGCAGAGCAUUUAUUGCUUCAAUAUCAAUGGCAGCUUGCAUUGAGGAGUCACAGGACAGACUACAUUGAAGCUUUAGAGAUCAACAGAGAACGUGUUUGAAGGAAUUUGUUGAUAUUGAAGCAAUAAAUGCUGCAAUCAUUUUUUUUGACUGGAGGAAUGGAAUCCUGCUACAUGCUCCCAGACCAAGUAGUGGAGCUCAUGAAGCUGCACGGAACUACUGGUCGGGAAAGAGCCAGGCAACAUUCGCACCAGUUGUGGAACUAAACCUUGGUCCCGUCUAUGGACCAUUCUUGCAUCUAAGGCCAACCAUGCUGUGCCUACAAAAUUCACUCAAGACAUUUCAGAUCCAGGCUUUUACGGUGGCCUCCUCUUCACUUGAACCAAUGUCAUGUUUAUCUUUAUUAUUUAAUGAUUAUUUGUCAUCAUGUUAAAUUAAUCCUUACUAAAGCAACAUAAAGUAUUAUUUUCCCCUUUUGUAAGCGUGGUUACUAUUACAGACACCGAUUAGAGUAUUUUCUAGCCUACUGCCACUGUGCUGUUACAUGCAAACAUAUCCAAUUUGUUUGAUGUUGUUUAUUCAGCCAUCAUUGUUGAAUCCGGACUUCGAAGUCCAAACUUCGUUUUGUCCAGUAGUUUCAAGCUAAGGGUAACAGAACAGCUUGUUCAGAAGUGCCUAACACUUAGUGAACUGCUACUUAUUUCUAUGAUUAUAACCUUUGUGAAGGUUGAAAAAACUACUUUAUGUUGCUGUGACAUUCAUUGUACUGUACUUGCAAAUGCUGAAAAAUGGCAUUUUACAAAGGGGUCAUUCCACGCCAAAUCUUCAAAUGAUCCCAACUCCCGCAUGACCAUUUCAGAUUUAGCUGAAAAAAUUCCAGGAGGUUCACUCCUUGAUUUAUUUAUUUACUUUUUUUUCCCAUUUAACCAGGAAGUGGUCACAUUGACUUACAAUAACUCUUCAUGAAAUAUUUUUAGCUGAGAGCUUACAUUUUCCUUUCCUUGUGAAGCAUAUGAACCUCCUUGAGUCUUUUCAGCCAAAUCUGGAUCAUUCGGCUGAGAUUUGGAAUGGAAUGGAAUGACCCAAAGGUUUGUACUGUAUAUCUGUGUUUGUUGUCUGAAGUGAUAUUGCUCCAUAUCCGUGACCCAUAUGAUUCAUUCAUAUGUUACCUCAUUGUAUCAUUUGCUAAGUCACUGAUGUCAUAUCAUUACAUACCUCACCUUGGUUCUAUAUACAGGGUGUCCCAAAAAUGUACACACUUUUUAAGUCAUUGUGAAGUAGUUGUUUAUUAAUAUUAACUGAAUAUUUUUAUUCAAAAUGUAAUAACAUCUACAAACAUUAUUUUACUGUUUUUCACUGCCUGUUCUUGAAAAAUUGAUGUGUUGAAAGUCUACGCUACAAGACUUGGACCGGUCACACUGACUUGACAGCCACUGAAAAUGAAAGCAAGCAAAUACCAAGAGAAUGGUGUGCCAUUCACAUGGUCAGCAGUGUACUGGACCAGAGUCCUGGAAUUCAGAGUUGUGACAAUCAGAGUACAGGAAGUCGGCUGGUGUCACAUAGAUUAAAAUAAUUCUAAGCAGCGUCUUUCCUUUCACUAGAGACGAGCAUAAAACUACAUGAAGUAAAAAAUGAAUUACGGUACAUUUACAUUAACUGCACUUUCUGUCUUCGACGCUCACUUCCUAGAACUAUUUUGGAACUAUAUCAGUGGACGAUCUGUGUGUCAAAGGCUCCAUGAGCCGCCAUUGUUAUAUAAAACGGGAACACUUGAGGUCAAAGGGAUUACUUCCAUGGCCCUGGCCUGGACCAGAAUGGACAGCAUUUUAAGAACAGGUGCUGAUAAAACAGUAAAAUUAUGUCUGUAUUCUAUUACAUUUACAAGGUUUAAUUAACUUUAAUAAACUGCUAUUUAACUAUUUAAAGUAUGUAUAAAUGUUUGGGGAUGUUCUGUAUUUGAACUUUUUGCACCUAAUCACAUGCUUAACAGAUUACAUAUUGAUUACUUGUAAUGCUACUUUUUUUUCCUAAGUAGUCUAUGUGAUGAACUAUGGAAUUUCGACUACAAGCACAUGACAUUCCACAGUUGCGAUUGCUGCACACAGAGGUGGCCAUCUGAGAGAUGUUCAUGUUAUCAGCUAUGGUUUUCAAAGAAUAAGAAAAGAAACAAGUAACAGCCUUGUCGACACUGUAUCAGACCAAUGUCAUGAUUCUACAUUUCGUUUUUGUUUGUUAAUUUUAUCUGCACAAUGAAGUAAGUUCAUUUUGUGAAUUAGGAUAAGGAACAUUUUUUUUUCAGCCAGAUGAAUUUGUUUGCCAUGUAAUUUGCCUGGACAAUCAGCAUUGAUUGUAAUUAUGCUGUUGUAAUGUUGGGAGUUCAAGGGGAUUCAUGUGAAACGAUCUACCUAACACGUGUGAUGCAUGUGAUCAAUUGUGGUGCAUUUGACACUAUGUGCUAUUAUUGACACUCUAAAAUAAACACACAACGAAAGAUGGA